CCAGCGUGUAUAUUUGAUAUUUGUACACGUACUGCUCGCGCAUAAAUCACUUGCAAUAGCGUUGCUUGCUCAUUGCGAGUUCUCUGGCCACGCAACGCGACGCUGCAACCGAUCGCUCACGCAACGCGGCUAGCUGCAUCGCAUUGGCUGCGUGACAAGGCCAUGCGCGUCACGUGCAUAGCAGCCAUCGUCGCGACGAGCUACGCCUUCACGCCAACGCCGCGAGUAACCGCGCCGAAGAUGCGCACCAAGCUGCGAGCCGGCGCGACGGACCUCACGCCGACGCAGCGGACCGCUCUGCUCGGCUCGUUGAUAGGCGUCUACACGAGCAACCAGUGGUGCCGCCAGCUGUUGUUUAGCACGGUGGACUUCACGAGCGACGACGCCUUUCGGUUUUUGAAUGUUGGAUUAGAGUUGUCGCGCGCCGACUACGCGCUCCUUUCCACGUUGACGUUCAACGCGUUAUUUGCCGCGUGCUCUUUAGCCGCGGGAGCACUCGUGGACCGCGCCGACGCCGUGAAGCUGACCUACGCCAGCUGCGGCCUCUGGGCCCUCGCGACCGUCGCGACGGCCUACACAUCUUCAUUCGCGGGCGUCGCCGCUUGUAGGGCCUUGCAGGGCGUGGCCAUGGCCGCGACGGCGCCGGCGGGCUACGCGCUCUUAGGAAGGGCCUUCCCUCCCGAUAAAUUGGCGACGGCGUCGUCGCGCUACGCGGCGGCCGUGAGCGCCGGCGGGGCUUUAGCGGCGGUCUCGACGCGUUUGGAUGAUGCCAUCGGCUGGCGCGGCGCCUUUGCCGUGGCCGGGGCCAGUUCCCUGGUCGUGGCGUUGAUAGCCUUCCUCCUGCUACCUUCCGAGCUCGGGCCGGCACUGAACCCAGAGACCAAAGAACUGGAGGAGGGCGGCUUCGGCGGCGUCUUCGCCUCGAAGGCGGCCGUCGCUUUACUCGCGGCGACGGCCGUGCGCUUCGCGGCGGGUUUUACCAUUGGCGUCUGGGCUAUUCCUUGUCUGCGCGCAAACUUCGCGGGAAAUGACGUCGGGAGCGGCUACGCGCUCGUCGUGGGCGUUUUUGGGUUUGUGUCGGCGUUGUUGGGCGGCGCCGCGGCCGACGGCCUCGCCGUGCGCGCGCCGCCGGAACGAAGGGACGCGGCGCGGGCCCUCGUGCCGGCGGCCGGUUCAUUGGUAGCGGCGCCGCUCUGGGUCCUCGCGCUGCAGGCGCCGUCCUAUGGCGUUGCGAUCGCGCUGCUCGCGGCCGAGUUUCUGGUCGCGGAGUGCUGGAUCGGCCCCACCACCGCGCUCCUGCAGCAGGCCGUGCCGGCGGCGAGCCGCGGCGCGGCGCAGGGCUGCUUCACGGCCCUGACCUUGGUUGGGGGCCUCGCGCCGCUCGCCGUCGGCGCGGCCGUCGACCGCUCGGACGGGGGCCUCGAGCUCGUGCCGGCCGUGGCUUUUGCUGUUGCGGCGGCCUACGUCGUGUCGUCCUUGCUAUUUUUGGUGGCGGCGGGGCUGUUGGAUGAUGGGGCGGCGGCGGGUAAGGAAUCUUAG
Molecule: messenger RNA, 1539 nt
Organism: Pelagomonas calceolata
Lineage: Eukaryota; Pelagophyceae; Pelagomonadales; Pelagomonadaceae
Source: the annotation of a GenBank genome assembly